Messenger RNA from Cottoperca gobio, 4071 nucleotides. Its product is annotated as FERM domain-containing protein 4B-like. Gene Ontology annotation, biological process: establishment of epithelial cell polarity. NCBI's taxonomy places the organism in Eukaryota, Metazoa, Chordata, Actinopteri, Perciformes, Bovichtidae. The record is from RefSeq and is a predicted model, not a curated record. The coding region runs from base 200 to 3160 and encodes 986 amino acids. Gene Ontology annotation, cellular component: bicellular tight junction; cytoskeleton; adherens junction. The transcript is spliced from 24 exons.
UGAAGGCGUGGUGAGUGUGGCUCAAUACGAGGCGAGUGUGUGCGCUACAGUAGUACCGGAGGAUGAACAUGGACAGUGGCUGCACGGCGGUUCCCCUCCCUUGCAAAAGCAGCUGGGGAGAAAGCUGAACGGGAGGUGAUCAAUAUGCAGGGGAAGAUAUACCUUAUCAAUACCUAAGCCGGAUAUAAGGAGUGCAAAGAUGACCGAGGGCAGACUGUGCCAAGUGCAGCUGCUGGAUGACAGGAAGCUGGAGCUGCUGGUUCAGCCCAAGCUGCUGUCGUACGAACUCCUCGACUUGGUUUCCUCCCACUUCAACCUCAAAGAGAAGGAGUUCUUUGGACUCGCAUUUUCUGAUGACAAUGGUCAGCGUAAGUGGUUGCAGAUGGACCGUAGAGUUCUUGAACAUGACUUUUCAAAGAAGUCCGGGCCCAUCGCCCUCUACUUCCUGGUCAGGUUUUAUGUAGAAAACAUAACACAGCUUAAGGACAUCAUAACGGUGGAGUUAUUCUUCCUGAAUGCAAAAUCUGCCGUCUACAAUGGGAUUAUAGAAGUGGAAAGUGAGAACGUCUUCAAAUUAGCUGCAAAUGCUUUGCAGGAGGCCAAGGGAGACUACACAAGUGAUGAAAACACAAGAGCUGAUUUGAAGAAACUACCAACUCUUCCCACCAAAGUGCUCAAGGAACAUCCGUCCCUUGCAUACUGUGAGGAUCGAGUGGUUGAACAUUAUAAACAGCUGAAAGGAGUCUCCCGAGGACAGGCCAUUGUGCAGUAUUUGACGUUAGUGGAAUCGUUGCCCACGUAUGGCGUGCAUUACUUUGAAGUAAAGGACAAACAAGGGAUCCCGUGGUGGCUUGGAAUCAGCUAUAAAGGCAUCGGCCAGUAUGACCUGCAGGAUAAAUUAAAACCUCGAAAGCUUUAUCAGUGGAAGCAGCUGGAAAACUUGUACUUCCGGGAGAAGAAAUUUGCUGUGGAAGUUAAUGAUCCACACAGGAGAGCAGUAACCAAGCGCACCUUUGGGCAGACGGGCCUCCUCAUCCACACGUGGUAUGCCAGCCAUUCUUUGAUCAAAACCAUUUGGGUCAUGGCUAUUAGCCAGCACCAGUUCUACUUGGACAGAAAGCAAAGCAAAACUAAAUUAGGAACAGUAAGAAGUGUGGAGGAAAUUGCCAUGGAUCUCACAGAGCACGGAGGAGCCAAAAUAAGCAGACUGGGAGACACAGGCCUGAAGAAUAACUUCAUAACAUCCAGCAAUGGCAGCCUGGUGUCUACAGGCUCUGGAGACUCUGAAAUGAGUGAAGAACAGAAGAAAGAGAAACUCUCUGAGCUGAGAAAAAAAGAGCAGGAGAUCCAAGAUAUUUUGGCCAAGAAAACGAAAGAACUGAAGAAGAUUUGCCUGAGAGAGGCGGAGCUUACUGGCAAGCUGCCAAAAGAGUAUCCUCUCUCUUCAGGUGAAAGACCGCCGCAUGUCAGACGGCGAGUUGGCACUGCUUUCAAGUUAGAUGACCUUUUCCCCUACAAUGAGGAUCCCUUCCUGAGGAACCUGGAGAGCAGAUUUGCCUUGCAACAAAAGAUUGUGGAGGCGGCUAAGAAGCUCGCAAAUGAGUCAGAACUGUGCAAAACUGUCAAGAAAAAGAGGAGGAGAAACUGUUUGGAUGCCAUGCACACACUCCAGCAGAUAGAGAAUGAGAUGAACCAGUACAGAAUCAAGAAGGGAAAAAAGCCCACACAGCGGGCCUCUGUGAUCAUUGCAGAUGAACUCAUCCGUUCAGACUGUAGCUCGCUGUCUAGUCUCCCGCUGGAUGAUGAUGACUCAGAUGGUGUUAGUCAGAGGCCGCGCUCACGGUCGGUCCAAGGUUCCCCUCAGCUCAGUCCAAUGCGAUCGCUGGGAACAGAAUAUGAUGUGGAUAGACGGGGAUCUCCGAGGGAGAAUCACCACAACAAGAACCACGGCAGAUUAGCUUUUGAAGGCCAGGAUGCUUCUCACCACUACCAGAAUCCAAGAGAGGUCUCCUCCACCCACAGUAGUCCCUAUAAAACCCUUCCCAGACCUCCUAGAAAUCCACGCAGCAUGCCUCCCACCCCAGUUAUGACCCGCAAUGCCUACAGCAGCAGCCAGCUCAGGUUGGAGGGGUCUCCUCAUUGCUUCCGGCAUCGCAGCGGGAGUCUGGAGUCGCAGCCCCAGCUAAAGAAAGACACUGACUCAGAGAAGCCCGUUUUCAUCUUGUCACCAGCCCACCGCAGCAACAGCACAGAGGUGUUGGAGGACUGCUCGUCCUACACCAGCCAGUCCAGUCUGGACUACUGCGGGGCGGCCAACUCCCACUACAGUACACUGGACUCCCGAACCUCAACCAUGCAUCGUCUCCACAGGAAGGUGGAAGUGUAUGGGAAUACUGGGAGUAUGCCCAACUUGGUCCAGCACCACUCUGGUUGUAGUUAUUCAUGUGACACCUCAGCACACUAUGCACCCAGUGCCUACUACGUUGCCGGCUACCCCUGCCCGGACAUGGAGCCUUACGCUAACGGUGCCUACGUGUAUGAGAAUGACGUGGAAGGCCACUACAACGUCAACCCUUCCUACCAAAUAAAUGGGUAUCAUGGACAUGACAGAUUCAGGAAUUACAGCAGUGAUCGGGCAGAUAGUCUUUCCCAGAAUCCCUACGCAACAGUGAGGCCUCCGCGGAACAGAGAGGGGCCCAGAAAUGAGCUGUUGGCCAAGAACAUGCAGAAGGCCUUGGUGGCAGAGCAUCUGAAAGGCUGGUACCACCGAAGCAAGAGCCCCAGGGAUGGAGGGAGGAUGCUGGCCGGAUAUGACUUUGACAGCGGCUCUCAGCACAGCCUGGGCUACCAGACCAUGCCAGCGGCCUUCAGCCACUCCAGCAGAACCACCUCCUUUUCAUCAGUGUCCUCAGUGGAAAGCGCAGGAAACUGGCGGAACCAGCUGGCAGUAGGCCUGACCGAGUACGAUACACCCGACACGCCUCAGUACCCACACCCUGGAGCGUCUGCUUCUACGUACAACCGCAGUCCUUCACACAGCAGAUUUCCUCCAGAAAACAAAGUGUCUGAAACAAUGCCUAAAAAAUCUGAGUCAGUUGAGGUGAUUGGCUCUGAGGCCACUAGUACAGAUGAACCAUCAGACAACCUUUCUAGCACUUAAGGAUUUCACCUGAAUGGAAGCUACAUGGGCAUCCACUGAAGAGGACCAAACCAAACUUUGGCACAAAUAAAGCCAUGGCCAGCAGCACAUGAAGGGGAUGAAGUCGAAACAUAGGCUGUACACAAACUUUUGUUGCUGCCAUAACCCUGUCUUGGGAGAUGUUCCAUCUGUUAGGUUUUUGGCAGAGUCUAUGUGUACACUGUGCUCAUGUUAAAGUAACCUCUGAACACAGUGAUGACACUCUUGAAUGACUUUCCCAUGUGCCUUGGAUUGGAAGAAUUGUACAGGCAGAUGAGAAUGUGUCAAGGAACUUUAAGAUGUUGCACAAUCACACUGGAUUCAAACCCUAUUGUGUUUUAAAGAGGAAAAAAGAGGCAACAUGUGUUUUUACUGAAAUCCAACUCCAUGUGGAACUAGCUACUGCCUUAUACAAAACAGUAGGUUAUAGAAUAAAAAUGUUUUUCACCACUUUCAUCUCGGUAAAGUAUGAUACAAAUAGUCUUAAAUAUACCAUCCAAAUUGAAAACAAACUUGAACAUGUUCCCAAUGUGACAUUACAAGAACCCAACUCAUCACUCAUUAGAGCAGGUUGUGUAUUCGAUGACUUAACAUUUCUUCCUUUCGUUAAACUUCUAAUCAAAUUGUAUUUUGUCAAUAUUGUUUAUAGAAACAUUUGUCUUUGUUGGUGGCGUAAUGUGUUUAAAAUGCAUGGUAAGAUUUUUCUUUUGUUUUCGUUUUUUUACAAGAACUUCUUUUUAUAUUAACAGAAGACCACUGCCGUAAAAACCAUAUACAUGUCUCGUUUUCUCACAUAUUUGUACAGUCACUGUGUAGUUAUAUGUUGUUAGAUGUUGUCAUAAAAUAUUUUCCACUGGGAACAAGGAUGUGAAUAAAUACAUGUGUGACAGAUA